This is a messenger RNA of Tuber aestivum (summer truffle), 4413 nucleotides long. NCBI's taxonomy places the organism in Eukaryota, Fungi, Ascomycota, Pezizomycetes, Pezizales, Tuberaceae. The record is from the annotation of a GenBank genome assembly.
AAGCAUCACCCUCUUCCUUUCUUUGUUAGCGACAAAGAAGGACGACAAAGGAAAGCGACAAACCACGGACGAACACUCGCGUUAUGGAGUCGUCUAUAAAUCCUUCGACAAAAAAGCGCUCUUUCGAUCCCCCUAUCUCGCACUUAUCGAUCCCUCCAGAAGCUCCCUCGCUGUUACCCACUCGAAAUACGGAAGGCCCGGCAGACACCGACACCCACGAUGGUUUCGACUCCAAGUUUGAUCGAGAAUUCAAGGAUAUUGUGGGCGAAAAAUUGUCCGCAGAUGCCUUGAAGCAGUUAGAGGAUGUUUCGGGGGGGGAUAUUCAGAGAGGUAAUAUUCAUUCUGCUUUUUUUUUCUUUCCCACCUUUCGCUGCUGAUAUAUAUUAACGAUCAUCAAUUAUAGCUAUCAAUAUGUAUGGGAUUCUUAAGAUAUUGCUGCUAGCUUUUUACUGAGAUAUUUAGGUACUUUGACGGGUCUUGGAAAACAGCAGUCUCUAAGAAACGGAAAGUAUUUCACGAUAGAUCUCUGUUGGCAGCGGAUACCGGUAGUGCAAAACUACCUAAAAGUGUCCCCCCCAAGAUUUUUAUUGGGCAGUUUGGUGCAGAUGGGUGGGCUACCAAAAGCGGUACGAAAUUACUCUCCUUCGGUGAUGCGGUAAGAAUUGAACGCCAAAGAAUGCGGUUGGGAGAGGCUGUGUCAAGUGCCGGAGGAAAAUCGAAAGGAAAGGCGCCCGCUGCGGAGAGCUCACAACAGGGUGGGGUGCCGGGUAGUAGCCGAUCAGCGCCAUUGAGACAGCGCAAGACUCAGGACAUUAUCGUUCGGUUUACAAACUCUAAAGGGGAGGAGAUAGGUCGACUCUCUCAGGAUACCGCUAGUUUCAUGUCAACUUUAAUUGAUCAGAGGAUUGCAUACUUCGAGGGGAUUUGCAUCCAUGCCGCGGAUAGGAUCAGGACAAAUGAUACAAUAGAUUUGCAGCUUAAUUGCUACUUGUUGAAGGAAUCGUUUGAGAAUAGCAACUUUCGUCCUGCGGACACGAAUCGGGUUGCGGAUAUUUUUGCAGCUAAAGAAACUCAGGAUGAGAGAGUUUUAAGGUUAAGGCAAGUGGCGUUGGUGAAGUUUUUUCAAAAAAUGAAUCUUGAACCCAAAUCCACAAACCUUGUCACGCAAAGGCACAAAGCUGCUGGAAUUCUCCAAGCUGCGGAGAUUGCGGAGCAGCACGAAAUCAUAAAUAUCAGUACAGCAAAUAAAGCUCGGAAAACCAUGAUGAGUGAGGCAGUUGAUGAGUCUGGCGAUGAAGAAAGCUCUAUUGUUGAAGAAGGAAAGGAGUUGGAGGAGGAUCAACUCAAUGCGCUUUAUCGUUUGUUACACCUUCGAAUAUAAGUUUUCGGUCAAGGUUACUAACUUGUUUAUUUUUUUUCAGAGAAAGCGCAAUCCUUCAAUUCCGAUACCCCGGAAGCAGAGCCUGCUGACACUUUCGCAAUGAAUUUACGUCGGUACCAGAAGCAAGCAUUGCAUUGGUUUCUGAGCAAAGAGAAAAGCACGAAUGAUCGCGUAAACGAGUCGAUUCAUCCUUUAUGGGAGGAAUAUGAAUGGCCGAAUUCGGAGGAGGACCAUAAAAAAACUAUUCGUGACUUAGGUCAAGAUAACUUUUACGUUAACCCAUAUUCCGGAGAGCUCUCUCUCAAAUUUCCAAAGCAGGAACAGAAUUGCUUAGGUGGUAUACUCGCUGAUGAGAUGGGUUUAGGUAAAACGGGUGAGCUAUUCAUGCCUAUAAUAUAUAAUAAAGGGGUGCGGAAUCCGCUAAUGGUUAUAUAGUUGAGAUGUUGAGCUUAAUACACACCCAUCGUCCUGAGCCUCCGGGUUCUAGCCUACUUCCUGCCGGCAGUUUCGGUAGACUACAAAGGCAAAGCGAAGAAGUAAUAUCAGCUCCAUUUACAACGCUUGUUGUUGCUCCGAUGAGUCUGUUAGCUCAGUGGGAGUCUGAGGCUGAAGCUGCCUCAAAACCUGGAACUUUAAAGACUUUGGUUUACUAUGAUCUGCAGAAGAAACAGAAUCUCCAAGCAUUAUGUGGUGCUUCAAAUGCUGGAAACGCGCCGAACCUCGUUAUAACCAGCUAUGGAAUUGUACUUUCAGAGUUUGGCCAGGUGGUCGCUUCGGGUGGAAAGCGUGGUGCACAUGGAGGUUUAUUCUCUGUAAAGUUUCUCCGGGUUAUACUUGAUGAAGCGCAUCAUAUCAAAAACAGGUAAGUUGUUAUCUUUUAAUAGUAUCAGCUUGUCCAGCGGUAGUAACAGGAAAAAAGGACAAGUAAAUCAGCGAAGGCCUGUUAUGAGCUCAGUGCGGUUCAUCGUUGGGUCCUUACAGGAACGCCCAUCGUGAACCGUUUAGAAGAUCUUUUCAGUUUGGUAAGGUUUUUACGAGUCGAACCUUGGAGUAAUUUCUCCUUCUGGAAGACGUUCAUCACAGUACCCUUUGAAGAAAAGGACUUCAUAAGGGCUCUUGACGUCGUGCAAACGGUCCUAGAGCCUCUUGUUUUACGGAGAACAAAGGAGAUGAAAACUCUUGACGGGGAGCCCCUUAUUCCCCUUCCUAAGAAAACAACAGAGAUUGUAUACAUAAAGCUUUCCAAGGCGGAGCUCGAUGUUUACAGACAUAUUGAAGCUAGGGCAAGAAGUGACCUUGCCCGCAGUAUUGAGGUAGGUGUUGCUUAAAGGUAAACGAGAAAUAGGAUAUAUUGUGUACUGACAGUUUAUAGAUGGGAACGGUUUUGAAGUCGUAUACUAACAUAUUUGCACAUGUCCUGCGGCUUAGACAAGCUUGUUGUCAUCCGGUAUUGAUCAGGAAGAAAGAGAUUGUCGAUGAUGAGAUAAUUGCCGAAGCGGAAUAUGAUGCUGCUAAGGGAUUCAGCGAUGAUAUGGACUUGAAUGCUUUGAUAGAUCGGUAUUCAGCUCAAGAAAAUGAUGCAUCACCUAAUAUUUAUGGUGCGAAUGCUCUCAAAGAGAUAAGAGAUAACGUAGAAAACGAAUGUCCCAUGUGCCUAUCGGAUCCGAUUCCAGAUCAAACUGUAACAGGGUGUUUGCAUGCAGCAUGCAAAGGCUGUUGGAACCAAUUGAUUCAGGUAAGUCAAUGAUUUUUGCUAGAUGGUAGACAGUACAAAUGUAUUGUUGCUAACAUUUCAGCAGGCCGCAAAGGUUAAGCAAGAAUUGCCCAAAUGCGUAAAGUGUCGUGAACCGAUCAAUGAGCGGGAUCUUUUCGAGGUCAUAAGAAACGAUUCCUCACCUGAAGAGGCUCAGCCUGGUAACUCUCAGGGGCUGGCCGACAUAACUCUACGCCGAAUCAACUCUCGCUCGUCUGCAAAGAUCGAAAUGCUAAUUGAGAAAUUGACGGAGACCGAGAAAUCCGACCCAGAAAGGAAGAGUUGUGUUUUUUCCCAAUUCACAACCUUUCUUGAUCUUAUAGAGAAGGAGCUGCAGAGGUAUGGUGUCUUAAGAGAUGUUUGGGUAUUUGAUAUAUUAUGACAAAACUAACGUGAAAUCGUAGGCGUCGGAUCAACUUUCUUCGUUUUGAUGGAUCAAUGUCACAGCAAAAGCGUACUGAAGUCGUUAGUGCUUUCAAAAUGAACCAGGGCCCCAAUGUCCUUCUACUGAGCCUUAGAGCUGGCGGAGUAGGGCUCAACUUGACAACCGCAAGUCAGGUUUUUAUGAUGGACCCUUGGUGGAGCUUUGCUGUUGAAGCUCAAGCGAUCGAUAGAGUUCACAGAAUGGGUCAAAACUCCGAGGUGAUGGUCUACAGGUUUGUCGUCGAGGGCACUGUAGAGGAGAGAAUCGUGCACACUAUUCAAGCAAGGAAGAAGUUUAUGUAAGAAGCCCUAUUCCAUGCCGGAUGCUCUCCUUCCUACUAACGUUUCUUUUACUUCCGGUAGCGCCUCCUCCUUAGGGAUGAUGAGUGAUGAAGAAAAGAAGAAGGCAAGAAUGGAGGAUAUCAAGAUUCUUCUAGGUAAAUAAGUAUAUAGCGGGAGUGGAGCAUAGCGUCUUGGUAUUUGCUGGAUGAGAAGAGGUUUCAUAAGGUUCAGGUUUUCAUUUCUGUUCUUUGCUUUUUUUUUCUUGUAUCAAGUCUGCGGCUGUGAUUGCGUACAGUCCAAAUAAUCAGCUAUGAGCUGUAGAUUUAAUACCACAAUUCCUUUCCCCUUCUGAAACAGUUUAUGAUUUACGAUAAAAACAGCGGCGCUCCGGACGGUUCAGUGUUUUUGGCUUUGUUACUUGCUGUUGGUAUAACAUUUUUGCUUCUUAUUUUACAGUGUAGAAUAGGACAAUUUCCAUGGUGGCGGGGUGUGAUAAAGUUCAUUUGUUGCAUUUUAUAUCUAUCAUAGCUAUAACCAAUUAACAUGCGAUACCGUGCAAUGAAGUCUUAUUGGA